Messenger RNA from Penicillium cinerascens, 4287 nucleotides. RefSeq names its product chromatin-binding protein RAD9. NCBI's taxonomy places the organism in Eukaryota, Fungi, Ascomycota, Eurotiomycetes, Eurotiales, Aspergillaceae. The record is from RefSeq and is a predicted model, not a curated record. Gene Ontology annotation, biological process: DNA damage checkpoint signaling; positive regulation of transcription by RNA polymerase II. The transcript has 2 exons. Bases 1 to 4287 code for a protein of 1428 amino acids. Gene Ontology annotation, cellular component: nucleus. Gene Ontology annotation, molecular function: histone binding.
AUGGAGACGCAGGAUAGCAUCGAUAUCGCCACGCUUCAACGCGUCGCGUUGGGGCUAGAGCACGAACCAACCCAGUCAUUCUUUCUUGGGCAAUCGAAAACCGACGAUACUACGCAGCAACACUCUCGUUUCAACCACGCCGGUCAUUCUCAUGGGGACACUGGACUGGCUGGCACAAGGUCCUCCGCAAUAUCAUUAUUAGACCCUGCACGCUCUGCACCGAAGCGCUCUCCUCGCCCCUCCCCGUCUCCGCAAUAUGCAGAAAACCCGAUGAAUUCCAUUCCGAGUGCAAAUGAGCCGACCGAAGGCCAUCCAUUAUCGGCGACACAAUCUGGAAGCAUGGAGUCCGGUGAGGCUGCCCCCGGGGACACCCAGGUUGUCUCGCAAUCGGUGUAUGAUAGUAUUAUCCGACAGAAUGGAGAGUCAAUGUAUCAUGGGCACUCACAGGCCGGUGCGGACGGUGCAACUCUCAUGACGCUGCACGAGGGCGAUAGCGGCCAUCUCGACCUUCUCGCCGAGUUCGACUCCGCCCGUCUUCCGAAACCCCACCCCCCAGAUCACGAUGAGGAAAGCAACUACGACGGAAGCGAGUCCUCUCCAAUGGCGUCAUUGGAAUACCAACCCGAGUUCUUCCCUGAAUCGCAGCGUUUCUUGGCCAACACGCCGGGAACUGCUGUCAAAAAGAACCAGACCCCGGGGACAUCGAUGAAGACUCCCAGUCUGUCUCGGAACCCGCUGGCCGGGGAUCUUGAGUCGAGCGGGGGUCUUAUGGGUCUGAGCCAGCUUUUCAAGGCGACCCAGGCGCCCUCGUCUCCCCUAGUUGAUGGUCCACAGCCCGAUAUUGUGUCAGAUCGUCCGUCGCCGAACCUCCCCAUCCAACAACAUCGCAUAAUCAACAAUAUGUCCUCUCCGUUAGCCCAUACCCGGGUGCUUUUUGCGAGAGAGUCCUCGGAGCCGAAUCUCAAUUACAUCUCGUUGAAAGAGUCACAGUCACGGCGGGACAGAUCAUUAGGAGAGCGGCUCACCCGAUCGGCCGGUAACAUGCAACAAGACGACGAGAUCGACCAAGAAUUCUAUAAGGAAUCGAGCUUUGUCGAAAGAGCAAGAAGGCAACGUGAGCUUGAUGAAGAAGCUGCGGCGCAAUUUGCAGCUUUGGAAGCUCCUGCUCGGUCCAAGUCUAAUGUGACUAUCUCGCCCGAGAACCCCAUCCUCGAAGUUCAUGAAGACGAUCCAAUGCCCGACGCUGCUGGAAGCGAAGAAGAAACCGAGCAAGAGGAAGAUCUGGGCCCCCAAGUCCCCCAGUCGCAGGAAGUACCCCAUUCCUCGGAGGAAGACAAGGAAAACUACAACGGUCCUCCAGUGCCUGUCCAGGCAGCAAAUAGUGCACACGAUCGUCUUUCUCAAGCGCUCGCUAUGGAAGAAAGUCCAUCUUCUCGCACGAACACAAUGGUGGACCCGGAUAUUGCCUAUUCCAGACAGGGCUCAAUUCUCGAAGACCAUGAUCAAUACGUUUGUCGCUCAUCGCAAGUGAUGGUGAAGGAUUCACAGCAAUCACCACAGCCGUCGCCAACGCCCAUACCGAACGACUUUCAUCCUGUGGAUCAGCCACUUCAGUACGAAACGCAAGUUGAACCGACCUCCGACGGCGACCGAACGUCUCCUGCUCAGCAAGCUCUGCAAUCGUCGCCUCCGGGCUCGCAGACGGGGAGCAGGUCAGUAUCUCGACACCUCUCAAUUUCUCCUACAAAGUGCUCGAACGUGUCACAUCCGUCUGUGUUGCAACCAGGCCAAAAUUCCUCAUCCGAUGAAACUAGAGGAGCUCAUUCUAGCAAUCCUUCCCAGCAAGCAGCCUCAGGAUCAUUUCCCAACAGAACUGGAUCGGGCUCCGGGGAGAAAUCAUCCUCAUUGCCCUCGCGUGUAACGGAGACGCCCGUUCAUCAGCGCCCUCAAAUCAAUGACAUCGGAAGAUUGACAAGCAUCCCUGAGACCAGUCCCAAUCGCACUGAACCUAAUGUAUGGGAAGGCGAAACUAACGGCGGAGAUGGAAUGAAUGAAGACGAUGAUCUCCCUCCUAUGUACCCUGCUGGUCCCCCCAAUCGAGCUAGCCAACCACGACCAUCUCAGUCUCGCGCGCUGUCUUCGCCCAUUAAAACUCUUCAAUCGCAAGCACUUCCACAAGUGUUGUCUAGUCCAAGCGGACGGCAGCGACGCAGAUUGACUGAUAUUGCUGCGGACCUAUCACCCCAAGUUGAAAUGAAAUUUGGCGACUUUGGUGUGAACUUUUUCACAGCUGAGGACGAGGCGUUCAAUUCACUGGUGGCCGAGGGGUCUCCAACCCGGCCGAAGAAAAAGCGCCGAGGAAAUACUGGCCAGAGCUUCCUCAUACCUGAUUCUACUCCUCGUGCGCACCCUCCCAAAACGGUUGCGCGUAUUCCUGAGUGGCCCACGCCCCAAAAGCAGCAGUCUCUAGCAGCGAUUCACGUUCCCGAAACUACUGUCCGCAAACCAUCGAGGCCUUCUCGAUCAUCCGAGAACGUCUGGGAAGUCGGAGCUUCCCCUCAACAGUUGAUUCGCCGGAGGUCGAAGGCAAAGUCUAUCAGACCACUUUCUUCUCAUAACACCGAGGAGCCGUGUCCCUCCAUACAACAGCCAGAGACUCAAAGCUCCGCGAGACAAGUUGUGGCUCACAAUCUUCAAAAUGUACCGUCUUCUGAAAUCACCGACGUCCAUGUUGAUUCCGACGUGCUGCAAUCGGAUGCCACCACCUUCCAAAGCCCACCUACGACUCCCAAACCGAUCUCUGGUCCUUCCGAUGACAGUCAAAUCGCACCUAGCCAGGUUCUUGCAGUGUGGAUGGGCCAAAAGCGAGCAUACUACCCUGCGACAUGCUUCGGGACACCACUUGGUGUGUCGUCAACCAAGUACUCUGUGAAAUUUGAAGAUAGUCUUCCUGUUGAGGUCGUCAAGGGAGCUGUUAAGAGAUUUGAGCUUCGUAUCGGGGAUGGUGUGAAGGUGGACAUGCGCGGUGUGCCCAAAGUCACACACAUUGUACGUGGCUUUGACGACAAACUCACCAAAGAACAGCUGGCUCAGGCCGCUGAGAACGGAUUCUGUCCCCAGACCGAUAUCUAUGGACAUACCACAGUUAUUCUCGGUCCUAAACAACGCAAAAGCCUUCCAAACGCUGGCCUGGCCAGCAGCGAGAACGUCAUCAGGGUUCCCAUUUCCCGCAUCUAUCUCGACAUGAUUUUGUGGAACCAACUACAGGAUCGUGCCUUUACAUACCAGCAGCCUCAAGCAGCACCUCGGGAAAGCAAGUCUCACACCCCCUCUGAGAAAUCUUCUCUGCCGGCAUCACCGAGCACACGCUUUUCUCGCAGCAUCUAUGAAUCCAGUGGCGUUUUUGCUGGAAUGGCAUUUGCUGUGUCCUACAAGGACGAUGAAUCAUCCAAGAACCGUAUCACGAGGCUUAUUGUGGAGAAUGGCGGGACAAUCUUGCAUGAAGGAUUCACGGAAUUGUUUGAGCCUUCGCCCAUCCGGCGAAUUGAUACACCAACUAAGGGGAAAGGUGAUGAUGGAUCUAGUGAUGGAAGUGUCGGUUUACGGUUGAACGGGUUGGCUGAGAAUGUGGGAUUUGCUUGCUUGAUUGCCGAUACCCACUCUCGUCGUGAGAAGUACAUGCAAGCAUUAGCACUCAACCUGCCUUGUUUGUCAGGCCGCUGGGUUGAGGACUGCGUCGCCAAGGGACGUGCCCUUGACUGGGAUAUCUACCUCCUGCCAGCUGGAGACUCAAUGUUCCUCAACGGUGCCACCAAAUCUCGAGUUAUGGUACCAACUCCGCCGUCCGAAACUCGCCUAGCCAACACAAUAUCGGCAAGACCAAAAUUACUCGAUGGCAAGUCAGUGUUGAUCGUCAUGGGGCGUGGCAAGGCAGAAGAGAAGCGGAAAGCUUACAUUUUCCUGACCUUCGCCCUGGGCGCUUCUCGCGUGGAGCGCGUUCCCGACCUGGAGACUGCCAAGGCACUACUAGACUCUCAAUCGGAAGUUUCUUUGCCUUCGACUUGGGAUAUGGUUUAUGUUGACGAUGCAGAUCAAGCGGCCGCAAAGGCUAUGUUAACACCCCAGCCUAGGACGCAAAGGAUUCACCUGUUCCACGGAAGAAAGCGGAGGAAGUCUGCGGUGUUUACCAUGUCGUCUACGCCCGAGUCGUCAUCAUCUAUGGCUACUGUGAUUGGUAGUGAGUUUGUGUGUCAAAGCUUGAUUUUGGGAAGGUUAUUUGAGGAGUGA